Molecule: messenger RNA, 1328 nt
Organism: Humulus lupulus (European hop)
Lineage: Eukaryota; Viridiplantae; Streptophyta; Magnoliopsida; Rosales; Cannabaceae
Product: F-box/kelch-repeat protein At1g23390
Exons: 1
Coding region: 45-1196 (383 amino acids)
Biological process (GO): proteasome-mediated ubiquitin-dependent protein catabolic process
Cellular component (GO): nucleus; cytosol
Molecular function (GO): protein binding
Source: RefSeq, a predicted model, not a curated record
AAAAAAUUAACUUUUUUUUUCUCGUUACAAUCAGUAAUAAUAAUAUGGCUGAGAAUAUGAGCAAACUCGAAGACGAGGGAAAAAAAGCUGCUCCUAUCGAUGGAGACAUACUAGAAGCCGUACUAUCGCGAGUGCCACUCACCGAUCUAGUCGCCGCGUGUAGAGUUUCCAGGGACUGGCACGCGGCCGUGUACUCCUCUCUCCGCCACGUUAACAGAAUCAAACCCUGGCUCCUUGUUCACGUUCAGAGCACCCGACCCCCCUACGCGACUAACUCUUACGCGUACGAUCCACGCUCUGCCGUCUGGGUCCAUCUCCACCAACUACCUUCUACCAACUUCAAGUACGUCUCCGCCCUCCGCUCCUCCCACUCCAAUUUCCUCUACAUGCUUUCUCCUUCCCAGUUCGCCUUCACCUCCGACCCUCUCCGCCUCACCUGGCACCACGCCGCUACUCCGCCGAUGGUCUGGCGGACCGACCCUAUCGUCGCUCUCGUCGACGAUCGCGUCGUCGUCGCCGGUGGCGCGUGUGACUUCGAGGACGAUCCGCUCGCCGUCGAGAUUUACGACCUGAGGACUCACACGUGGGACACUUGCGAGUCCAUGCCUUCCACUCUGAAGGACUCCGCCGCCUCGACCUCGAUGUCGAUCGCCGUUCACGGUGGCGAGAUGUACGUGAGUGAGAAAUGUUCCGGCCUGACUUACUCGUUUGAUCCUGAAUCCAAGGCGUGGCGAGGACCGUACGAUCUUCGUCCUGAUGAGAGCGUUUUUAGCUCGGUCGUCGGAUUGGCCGACGGGAAUUUGAUCGUGGUUGGAUUAUUGGGAAGCUCCGAGUGUGUUGAAGGCGUGAAAGUGUGGAAAGUGAGUGGCGAAUCUAUGGAGUGCGAAGAAAUGGGAGAGACGCCGAAGGAGCUGGUGGAGAAGUUCGUAGGAGAAAGCUACUGCGUUCCGUCAGUCGCGGUGGCGGCGAUGGGCAAAAGCGUAUUUUUACACAACCCGACGGACCCUGGGGAAGUGAUCCAGUGCGAGAUAUUGGAUGGAGAGUGCAGGUGGGGAUGCGUACGGAACGCGGUGGUGAACGACGGAACUCGGAUGCAGAGGAUGGUGAUUGGUUGUUCUGACGUGAACAUUUGGGAUUUGCAGAGAGCCAUGGCUAUGAAGAAUGACCUGGGAUUCGUCCCCAAAACUAUUGCUUAAAAUCUGCCUACGUGGCAUCGUAUGAUUGGUUUAAUAUAUUUUUUAUUCCAUUUAUUUUAAAAUGUUAUCCGUAUUUUAUUGGCCCCGCAUUUAUGGAGUUAAUACAAAUUUAAUUUAUCAGUCUUAUAAUUA